GAGCGCGGCAUGAACACAUUCGUGUUCCGUCCGCACUGCGGCGAGGCCGGCGCCGUCAACCACAUGGUCUGCGCCUUCAUGAUGGCUGAGUCCAACCACGGCCUGGCGCUCCGCAAGGUACCGGUGCUCCAGUAUCUGUACUACCUGGCAGAGAUCGGUCUGGCCAUGUCGCCGCUCAGCAACAACUCUCUGUUCCUGAACUACCACCGUAACCCGCUACCCGAGUACCUGGCGCGAGGUCUGAACGUCAGCCUGUCCACCGACGACCCGCUGCAGUUUCACUUCACCAAGGAGCCGCUUAUGGAGGAGUUCAGCAUCGCCGCCCAGGUGUGGAAGCUGAGCUCGACCGACAUGUCCGAGCUGUGCCGCAACUCGGUGCUCCAGUCGGGCUUCCCGCACGAGACCAAGCAGCACUCUGGGCCCAACUACACACGCGAGGGUGUGGGGAACGACGUGCGCACCAACCUGCCCGACAUCCGGGUGUCGUACCGCUACGAGACGCUGCUCGAGGAGCUGGCCACCGUGUUUCAGGAGGUGACGCCCGACCCGGUGGAGGAGCAGACGCAGCCGCGGCCUGCCGCCGAGCCGGCCGUGCAGCGCUGAGCAGGACAGUCGCCGGUGGAGCCGAUAGGCAGCCGCAGUCAGCAGCCGCUGGAA
Molecule: messenger RNA, 657 nt
Organism: Amphibalanus amphitrite
Lineage: Eukaryota; Metazoa; Arthropoda; Thecostraca; Balanomorpha; Balanidae
Product: AMP deaminase 2-like
Biological process (GO): IMP salvage; AMP metabolic process
Cellular component (GO): cytosol
Molecular function (GO): AMP deaminase activity
Source: RefSeq, a predicted model, not a curated record